Messenger RNA from Letharia columbiana, 657 nucleotides. RefSeq lists its product as uncharacterized. The record is from RefSeq and is a predicted model, not a curated record. The transcript has 5 exons. The coding region runs from base 1 to 657 and encodes 218 amino acids. Lineage: Eukaryota; Fungi; Ascomycota; Lecanoromycetes; Lecanorales; Parmeliaceae.
AUGACACAAACAAUUACCCUCUGGUCUCACGACAGCGGACCCAAUCCCUGGAAGGUCGCUAUCGUUCUUGAAGAACUUGCCCUGCCAUACGAGACCAAGUUCGUCGACCUGCACAAAGAGGUCAAGGCCAAACCAUUCACAGACAAAAACCCCAAUGGCCGUGUACCAGCGAUCGAUGAUCCAAAUACUGGCAUCACUCUCUGGGAAUCUGGAGCCAUCAUUGAGUACUUGAUCGAUCGUUACGAUACUUCCAACUCGCUCACGUACACUUCUAUCCCUGAAAAGUACUACUGCAAGCAAUACCUUCACUUCCAGUCUUCAGGCCAAGGCCCGUACUUUGGCCAAGCAGCCUGGUUCAAUAAAUUCCAUCCCGAAAAUGUCCAAUCGGCAAAAGACCGCUAUGGCGCCGAGGUUAAGCGAGUCACGAUGGUCCUGGACACCAUUCUGAAGGGCAAGGAAUACCUUGUUGGCGACAAGUGCACGUACGCUGAUCUGAGCUUCGUCACGUGGUACCAGCUAGCUCCCUAUAUCACUGGCGAUACGAAGAUCGAUUUCAAAGGCGAUUACCCUCACUACUAUGCCUGGAUGGAGCGCCUCACGGCCAGACCGGCUGUCAAGAAGGUCUUGGAGGAUAAGCAGAAGGCCACGUCUGGUUAG